GAGGGAGGGGCCCAGCGGGGAAUAAAGGCACGCAUGCCCAGGUAUGCUUAAGCUCAUCUGGAGGCCGCAACUUAUGUUGGGGGAUGGGCUCAGGACUUCAAACUCUUGCCUCAGAGGACAGAUCACUCGCACGAAAAUGUGCACAACUCUGCUUGUGAAUAGUGCUGUCAAAAUUCAGCCAGGCGCAAACACUGCUACAGGACCCUCUCCUCUCAACAUAUACCUAUCCUUGAGUUCCCAAUGGAAGUUGAUGCACAUAAGUAAGAAAAUGGGAAGGAUUACAUUAUCGCAUCUCCGUUCCUGGGAAAGAUGCCACUCUGCUUUUACUUCCAUCUAUAAGGCUGAUGAGAUGGCAUGUCAGAGCAUGGCAAAAAAUAAGGAAGACGUGCCACACGAGGAGCUAGACCCCGCAGGUACCAUAAAUGCAUCUGUUGAAGUUUUAGAGAAUAAUAGCAACAUCCAGAUUCCCAAGAGGAAGUUUGCCAUUAUGUUGGCCUACUGUGGUCGUGGUUAUUAUGGUAUGCAGAUGGACCUUACAAGGCCAAACUUUCCAACCAUUGAAUCUGCCCUGAUUUCUGCUCUCAUUCAGGCUCGGUGCAUUCCUGAGAUGUUCUAUAUGCAAAUGAAGCAACUGAAGUUUCAGCGGUGUGCCCGUACUGACAAGGGAGUAUCUGCUUUGAGCCAACUGGUAUCAGUAAGACUCCUACCAUCUUGCUCUAACCCAGUGGAGAAAAUCAAUUCACAUCUUCCUCCCGAGAUCCUCAUUAUAGAUAUGAAAAGAGUAACUAAAGGAUUCUGCCCUAAGAAAAUGUGUGAUAAGCGAUCUUACUCUUACAUGGUGCCCACAUUUGCACUUUCUUGUUGUGCUCCCUCUGUACCUGAUUCAAACUUCCGAAUGCCUAGGGAAGACUUUCACAACAUCAACAAUCUUCUAUCUUUCUACAAGGGAACACACAAUUUUCACAAUUUUACAUCCAGGAAAGCGUUUGAGGAUCCAAGCUCUUUUAGACAUAUGUUGGACGUGUCAUGCUCAGAACCUUUUGUCUUUCAUGGGACAGAGUUUGCUCAAAUUCACAUUACUGGUCAAAGCUUCAUGCUGUACCAAAUUCGUAAAAUGGUGGGUUUGAUUAUAGCUAUCGCACAAGGCAUUGUCCCGGCUGAUUUUCUACCUCAGUGCAUGCAGAGGGAGAAGAUCAACAUCCCUCCAGCACCCGGACUUGGCUUGGUACUUGAGCGUGUUCAUUUUGAUUGGUAUAAUAAAAGAUAUGGGGGAGACGGCUUUCACCAACCAAUUUCCUGGGAAAAGUCUAUGCCUACUGUGUCGGUGUUUUGGGAGGAAAGAAUAUUGCCAGACAUACUUGAAGGAGAACUAGAAAAUCUUUCCAUGUCUUACUGGAUAGAAAAACUUAAUCGGCACAAUUUUCUCAUGUUUCAAAAUUACAAAGAAGUUUAAUACUACCUUUUAUAUAUGUACUUUUAACAAAAUGGUGCUUCUGGCAUAAUCCCUACUACCAGUGGAACUAAAAGCCCAUAGAAAAUUAGAAAGAUAAUGUAAACUUUCAAUAAGAAUCCUUGUCCUUCCUUGUCAUUUUUCACCAUACAUUGGAAUUGCAAAGCCCUUUUUAUAAAAGUGUGUUAUGUUUUUUUUUAUGCCAGCGUGAUGCCUAAAUAAUGCCAUUAUUUUACACAUUCAGGUAGCAAAGAAAUGCUGAUAUUAAA
Molecule: messenger RNA, 1719 nt
Organism: Xenopus tropicalis (tropical clawed frog)
Lineage: Eukaryota; Metazoa; Chordata; Amphibia; Anura; Pipidae
Product: tRNA pseudouridine synthase A
Exons: 7
Coding region: 44-1453 (469 amino acids)
Biological process (GO): RNA modification; pseudouridine synthesis; tRNA pseudouridine synthesis
Cellular component (GO): nuclear lumen; nucleus
Molecular function (GO): tRNA pseudouridine(38-40) synthase activity; tRNA pseudouridine synthase activity; pseudouridine synthase activity
Source: RefSeq, a predicted model, not a curated record